Artibeus jamaicensis (Jamaican fruit-eating bat) is the source of this 3699-nucleotide messenger RNA. RefSeq names its product hes family bHLH transcription factor 5 (gene HES5). Lineage: Eukaryota; Metazoa; Chordata; Mammalia; Chiroptera; Phyllostomidae. The coding region runs from base 2633 to 3208 and encodes 191 amino acids. Gene Ontology annotation, cellular component: nucleus. Gene Ontology annotation, molecular function: DNA-binding transcription factor activity, RNA polymerase II-specific; protein dimerization activity; RNA polymerase II cis-regulatory region sequence-specific DNA binding. The record is from RefSeq and is a predicted model, not a curated record. Gene Ontology annotation, biological process: regulation of transcription by RNA polymerase II; anterior/posterior pattern specification; regulation of neurogenesis. The transcript is spliced from 3 exons.
UCUGGUAAAACGCCAUUAUCCCCACAUCCGUCUGCAGAACCAGCGUGGUCCCGACCAAAAUUCCAGCAGGCUUGUUUGUAGAAACUGACAAGGUGAUUUUUUUAAUAGUUUUUAAAGACUUAAUUCGUUUAUUUUUAAAGAGAGAGGAAGGGAGGGAGAAAGAGGAGAGGAGAGACAUCUGCUGGUUGCCUCUCGCACACCCUCAGCCGGGGACCCGGCCCCGAAACCCAGGCACCUGCCCUGACGGGAGUCGAGCCUGAGACCUUUCGCUUUGCGGAACGACGCCCAACCCACUGAUCCCCACCAUUCAAGGCAAGACGGUUUUUCUAAAUUUACAUGAAAUAGAAGGACUGGUUAUGGCCCAACUUCAUUCUGAAGAAGGAGAGCGAAAUGGGAGGACUUCCACCGGGGGACUUAGAGCGUCGAGGACACACCGACCAGGCCUAAACUCAGAGAAAACACAGUGACUGUCAGGGCGCAGCCCCUAAACCCCAGCUGCCCUGCCUCGUAUGGGGGCUUCUGCCCCUCUCGUCACCCACACAGCUGCAGCCGCUCCACGCGGGGACCAAGCUCCCCGCCACGGGCUUACCCCACUCCCGACAGCCUGGUCCCCCAGCACCCCCCCGACCCACGGUGCCUGUCCAUCACCAGGACCCCUGGACCUGUGGUGCUGCCCCCGAGAUGGGUGACCACCCUGGCUUCACAGAUGCGGGUGUGUCCUGGCUGCAGGGCAUCAGCGGUAGGUAGUUCGGGGACUUCAGGUGAGGUCACUGGGAGGUGACUUGCAAACAGACCUGGGACCUCCCCCCAGGCACAGGCAGGGACACGCACACCCCAGCCAGGAGGCCAGGGCGGCCCGAGGACGUGAAAAGGGACAGAGAGGCUCAGCCUGUGAUGGGGGGGGGGGGGACAUCACAAACCAGCUUCCACUUUCUGACUGAUUCACCUUUGUGUGUUGUGGGGGUUUUAUAGCAGCAUAUUUUACUUUUAUAAGAAAAGGGCUAAUCCAGAAAUGCAUUAAUAUUCUCUGCUGGUAAAGGCUGAGCCACGGGGCCAGCCCCAGGGGACCCCAUGAUUUCCCCAGAAGGCACUUCAGCCGUUCCUGUCUGAUGCAAGCCCUGUCCCCACUUCCUCUCCGGGUCCCCUGUGUCCUGCUGCUCCCCCCUCAGCCCUGGGCCGCCUCUCAGAAAUGAGUCAGGCCCAGCUCCUGCGCCCAGGGCCCCCUGCUGGACCAGUACCCCCUUGCUCCCAGCAACCGGACCCACAGCGCCCGAGUGCCCACGCGUGGGCGUGCCACAGGCGACGUCUACAGACCGUGGGUGGCGUGCACCUGAAGCCAGGGUGAGGCCGCGCCACCUGACACCAGCUGGUGCACCUGGAGGACACCGCGGGGAGUGAAAUCAGCCAGACAGGAGGGGGCGGGCCCUGUGGGACGCUCUCCCAGGAGGCCCCUGGAGGGGCAGGUCCACGGAGACAGGACCGACUGGGGCGGGGGGCGGGUGGAGAAUGCGGGGCCAGUGUCAGUGGGGCCGGGGUUUCAGUUGGGGAAGACGAGGAAGUUCCGGGAAGGGCUGCGCGGCCGCUGGAGUGGGCUCGGGGCCGCACUCAGGCAGUUAAGGUGGUCCGUCCGCUACGUGGGUUGUAUCACAAUUUUUAAAAAAGAUUUUACUGCUCUGGCUGGUGUAGCUCAGUGGAUUGAGCACGGGGCUGUGAACCAAAAGAUUGCGGUUCAAUUCCCAGUCAGGGCACGUGCCUGGGUUGCAGGCCAGUUCCCAGCAGGGAACACAGGAGAGGCAACCGCACAUUGGUAUUUCUCUCCCUCUCUCCUUCCCUUCUAAAGAUAUAGAUAGUAGAUAGAUAGAUAGAGAAAGAUUUUACUUAUUUUUAGAGAGGGGAAGGUAGAGAGAAACAUCAGUUGCCUCUCUUGUGCCCCCUACUGGGGGCCUGGCUCGCAACCUGCCUGUGCCCUGGCCUGGAAUCCAACCAGUGACCUUUUGCCUUAGGGGACGGCACCCAACCCACAGAGUCACACCAGUCAAGGCAAGUUUUACUCACUCUGUUUAACAGACAGCUGGGGGUGGCGGGACCCUUGUGGUGAUGGGACACUUGCUGUCUUGGGCAGGGGCCGGGCCAGGGCCCCUGGGAAGCUGCAGAAGGGCGCCCAGGGCCUUUCUGGGCUGUUUCUUACAGGGACCUAUGAACUGUCUCAGGAGAAAACAAAAGCUCAACUGGAAAUGACAGGAGGAGCACCGGGAACUGGCGUUUCGCACGUGGCUGCAAGGUGGCGGCCCGCCAGAGCGCCAGGCCUGCCGGGUAAAGGCGGUUCGGGCCACACCAAAAGGCAAGGGGUCCCUCGGGCCACCCACAGGCCCCCUGGGGCUCAGGACGGCUGUGAGUGUGGCCAACGCCGAACCGAAAACUUACUUAGAACACCACCAGACUGUUCUGUGAUUAUGUGGCGUGGUGUAUUAAACGUGUGGCCCAAGACGGCCCUUCUUCUUGCAGUGCGGCCUAGAGCAGCCGAAAGGCCGGCGCCCCUGGGACUUUAUGAGCAGCAGUUCGAGUGCUGGACUCGCCGUCAGACUCGGGAGGCGCCGCAGGCCCUGGGAGCCCUCCCCCCAGGACGGAGAAGAUGCUGCGUGCCCUCCGCCACCCUGUCCUGAGUAGGGCGGUGGCUGCCACCCGGGCCUCCCUCCGCCCACGCCGCUCCUGCCCCACGCAGCCAUCCCGGGGGGAGCCUCCCCCCUCUGCCCUCGCUGGCCUGGCCGGGAGAUGCCAAGCUGACCAGCUGCGGAAGCCCGUGGUGGAGAAGAUGCGCCGCGACCGCAUCAACAGCAGCAUCGAGCAGCUGAAGCUGCUGCUGGAGCAGGAGUUCGCGCGGCACCAGCCCAAUUCCAAGCUGGAGAAGGCCGACAUCCUGGAGAUGGCUGUCAGCUACCUGAAGCACAGCAAAGCCUUCGCCGCCGCCGGCCCCAAGAACCUGCACCAGGACUACAGCGAGGGCUACUCGUGGUGCCUGCAGGAGGCCGUGCAGUUCCUGACGCUGCACGCGGCCGGCGACACGCAGAUGAAGCUCCUCUAUCACUUCCAGCGACCGCCAGCCGCGCCCGGCGCCCCCACCAAGGAGCCCAAGGCGCCGGCGCCCAGCCCAGCCAAGGCCAGCGCCGUCGCACACCAGCCCUCCUGCGGCCUCUGGCGGCCCUGGUGACCCGGCGGGAGGUGCGGACUGCAGCCCCGGGACCAGAGGGGCGAUUUGGACGGCCCCUUCUCUCCAAGGCUCGCUCCAGGCUGGCGGGCCAGCGGUAGGGUCAUUCUCAAAGAAUGUGCGUGCAGAAGCCUCGUCUGUCCGGACAGUCGGGGCCCGCCUUCUGCCAAGUGUCCGACCCCAUGGGGUUGUUCCAUGUUUGCAUUUCAGCAAGUGACUUCUGGGAAGUCCCCGCCGCCCGGGGUUCUAUGACAUUCGUAGGCGCCAGGGGCACCGCGCCCCUGCUGGUAGAGGACUUUCUUCAGGGCCCGUUGCCGCUAGGCCCGCGGGCCUGGGGCGCGGGCGUGCCCGCCGGGGCACAUUUGCCUUUUGUGAAGGCGGAACUCAGGGCGCAUCCUCAUAGGAAAGAGCGUCAGCCGGGAUGGGGCGCGGAGGGACCUGGCAGAGCCGCCGUGUGGGCUCGGCUGUCUGGUCAGAGCACACGGCGGGCUGUG